Messenger RNA from Acaulospora morrowiae, 739 nucleotides. NCBI's taxonomy places the organism in Eukaryota, Fungi, Glomeromycota, Glomeromycetes, Diversisporales, Acaulosporaceae. The record is from the annotation of a GenBank genome assembly.
UUGUUCAAGCUUUAAAGAAGGUUCAAACCGAAAAUCCUUUAAUUCUGAUAGAUGAAGUUGACAAGAUUGGUCGCGGUCAUCAAGGCGAUCCUUCAUCUGCACUUCUUGAGCUCCUUGAUCCCGAGCAAAACUCAUCCUUCUUGGAUCAUUAUAUGGAUGUUCCCAUAGACCUCUCAAAGGUGCUUUUUGUUUGCACUGCCAACAUAGUAGAUACUAUACCUGGUCCUCUCCUAGAUCGCAUGGAAGUGAUACAAUUGUCUGGAUAUGUUGCCGAUGAGAAAGUUGCGAUAGCUUCAAAGUAUUUGGCACCGACUGCAAAAGAAAUGGCAGGAUUGAAAAAUGCUGACGUUCAACUUCAAAAAGAUGCCAUAGAGGUGUUAAUUCGAUCAUAUUGUCGAGAAAGUGGCGUGCGCAACCUGAAGAAACAAAUUGACAAGAUUUACCGUAAAACAGCUCUUAAAAUAGUCCGUGAAAUUGGUGAUGAAGAGUUUCCAAAACAAGAACUUGACGAUGUUGAAACCAAAUCAGAAACACCAGAAAAACCUCAGGACGAAAUACCCAUAACCACCGAACAACGAAAACCUUUGAGUGUGCCUGAGAAUGUGCAUUAUACCAUUACUGCGGAAAAUUUGAAGGAUUAUGUUGGGCCCCCGGUGUGGCAUUCGGAUCGGUUAUAUGAUCGAACGCCGCCUGGUGUUGUCAUGGGUUUGGCUUGGACGAGUAUGGGUGGAUCUGCAUU